AUUUCCCAGGGUCUCAGGAAGUGGGCGGUCUGAAGUCUCCGGGCCGGGGGCGGAGUCAGCGGUAUGUGAUUGACAGGCUGUCAGAGAAGGCGUCCAUGGUGACGGAGCCGUGGGAGCGGCUGCUGGAGGUGGUGGGCGUGGUCAGCUCGCUCUGUGAUUGGCAGAGAGAGAAAGCAAGCCGGUCAUACUCGGAGCUCCUGCAGCAUGUUUCAGAGUUGUGUCGGUUCAUGUCUGCUGCGGACGCUGAAGGUUUCUCCCGCUGCUGUGUGCAGAUAGUCACCUGCUGCACGCUGGUCCUGUUUCACAGCGCGUUUCACUACGUCUCCGCCGUGCAGCCUUCGCUGUUCCAGGGAAAAUCCAAAGCGACUUACAAAUGAGAACAAUAGAAGCAAUCAGACCAACGAGAGAAC
This is a messenger RNA of Cyprinus carpio (common carp), 410 nucleotides long. Its product is annotated as integrator complex subunit 10-like. The record is from RefSeq and is a predicted model, not a curated record. Gene Ontology annotation, cellular component: integrator complex. NCBI's taxonomy places the organism in Eukaryota, Metazoa, Chordata, Actinopteri, Cypriniformes, Cyprinidae. Gene Ontology annotation, biological process: snRNA processing.